Molecule: messenger RNA, 1667 nt
Organism: Strongylocentrotus purpuratus (purple sea urchin)
Lineage: Eukaryota; Metazoa; Echinodermata; Echinoidea; Camarodonta; Strongylocentrotidae
Exons: 12
Coding region: 1-1581 (526 amino acids)
Source: RefSeq, a predicted model, not a curated record
AUGCUCUUACUCCAGGACAAAACCUUGAACAAAUGGGCCACAGAAAUUGUCUUCAAUGUCCUGAACAUCCUGCACAACACCUGUAGAAGGAUCGAGGCAAUUCGGAGGAGCCAUCGACAGAUCGUCCCCGCGUUGGAGAAGUUGACAGCAUCAGAAGACCCGAUUGUCCAAGCAUGUGCUUUCAUGUCUCUCUCGUACAUGGUUGACAAGGAGGAGGCCGAUAAGCUUCCCACCAAUUCUGCCUGUGUGGACAACCUUCUCUCGCUGCUCAGGCAAUCACUGGAGAACGUCGAGCACAAGAUCCGGAUUACCAGAAGCACCGGCACCGACGCAUUCAUAAGAGGUUUCACUUUCUCCGCCAUCGAGCUCGUCCAGGGCAUCAAGCAGCUUGCAAUCAAUGAUGACAACAAGCGCCUCAUCGCCGAGAAGGAUGGCAUCACCAUCAUAUCAAGUAUGCUAAAGAUGGGGCUAAAUAAGGACUGUUCAUCGCAAGAAAAGAGAUACGCAGCAGAAGCACUUUGGCAACUCGCCUUCAGGCAGGAGAACCUGUGGACUGUUGGUGCGUCAUUUCCUGCAUUCAGCAUUCAAACCACUUUUCAGCUCGUCUUGCAUUCAGUCUGUAAAGAGCAUAAAGAUCUGUGGACUGUUGGUGCGUCAUAUCCUGCAUUCAGCAUUCAAACCACUUUUCAGCUCAUCUUGCAUUCAGUCUGUAAAGAGCAUAAAGAUCUGUGGACUGUUGGUGCGUCAUUUCCUGCAUUCAGCAUUCAAACCAUUUUUCAGCUCGUCUUGCAUUCAGUCUGUAAAGAGCAUAAAGAUCUGUGGACUGUUGGUGCGUCAUUUCCUGCAUUCAGCAUUCAAACCACUUUUCAGCUCGUCUUGCAUUCAGUCUGUAAAGAGCAUAAAGAUCUGUGGACUGUUGGUGCGUCAUUUCCUGCAUUCAGCAUUCAAACCACUUUUCAGCUCGUCUUGCAUUCAGUCUGUAAAGAGCAUAAAGAUCUGUGGACUGUUGGUGCGUCAUAUCCUGCAUUCAGCAUUCAAACCACUUUUCAGCUCAUCUUGCAUUCAGUCUGUAAAGAGCAUAAAGAUCUGUGGACUGUUGGUGCGUCAUUUCCUGCAUUCAGCAUUCAAACCAUUUUUCAGCUCGUCUUGCAUUCAGUCUGUAAAGAGCAUAAAGAUCUGUGGACUGUUGGUGCGUCAUUUCCUGCAUUCAGCAUUCAAACCACUUUUCAGCUCGUCUUGCAUUCAGUCUGUAAAGAGCAUAAAGAUCUGUGGACUGUUGGUGCGUCAUUUCCUGCAUUCAGCAUUCAAACCACUUUUCAGCUCAUCUUGCAUUCAGUCUGUAAAGAGCAUAAAGAUCUGUGGACUGUUGGUGCGUCAUUUCCUGCAUUCAGCAUUCAAACCACUUUUCAGCUCGUCUUGCAUUCAGUCUGUAAAGAGCAUAAAGAUCUGUGGACUGUUGGUGCGUCAUUUCCUGCAUUCAGCAUUCAAACCACUUUUCAGCUCGUCUUGCAUUCAGUCUGUAAAGAGCAUAAAGAUGUAAGUUCUUUUAACCAUUUACAUAAUUUCCGCUACAAUUUUUGACCACAUGAUAUGUUUUAUUCAGGAGCCAUACAAUUGUAUGGAUCAUCAAAAUAAUUGGAUAACAAAUUCCAGUUUAAUUUGUACCU